This is a messenger RNA of Ilyonectria robusta, 939 nucleotides long. RefSeq lists its product as uncharacterized. The record is from RefSeq and is a predicted model, not a curated record. The transcript is spliced from 5 exons. NCBI's taxonomy places the organism in Eukaryota, Fungi, Ascomycota, Sordariomycetes, Hypocreales, Nectriaceae. The annotation marks the transcript as partial.
UGGUGGGAUGACGGUUUCUUGAUCGGCGCCUUUGUGGCCCUUCUCACCGAGUGCGGACUGAUAAUCGCCAUGGUCGAACUAGGAUACGGGAAACAUAUUUGGGACUUUGAUCAGGCCAAUGUCCCUCAAUGGGUGCUCCUCUCCAACUGCAGAACCACCUUUACCGUUGUCGCCGCGUGUUGGAGCAAGACAUCGUUUGGAAUCACCCUGACUCGCAUCACCGAUGGAUGGACCAAACGCUUCAUAUACAUCCUGCUUGUUUCCAUGAACAUCUUCUUGGGACUGAGCGGCCUCUUCCCAUGGGUUAACUGCACCCCGAUUAAGAAGUCGUGGAGCCCCUUCACUGAGGGAACAUGCUGGCCUUCCAAGACGCUGGUCCACUACAAUAUUUUUUCUGGAGCAUACUCGGCGGCCUGCGACAUUAUUCUCGCUCUCUUACCAUGGACGGUGCUGCGGACUCUCCGAAUGGCAAUGCGGGAGAAGCUCGGUGUUGGUUUAGCUAUGAGUAUGGGGAUAUUUGCCGGAAUCACUGCUAUCAUAAAGACGAAAAAUCUGACCCUCCUUCUCAAAAGCGACUUUUACGAAUCCGUUCAGCUUACCAUCUGGGAUACUGCCGAGAGUUCUGUGACCAUCAUGGCUGCGUCGAUUCCUGUGCUCCGCGUCCUUAUCCGAGAAGCAAAGUCAUCCGCUCGAAAGUACUACCAUGCCGAAGAUGGACAUAACACAUACCAUACUCAAAUCGUGUCUCACAGGACUCACACGUCGGGGCUGCAGACGCCACGAAGUGCGCAAGAUCCAACAGCAGAUGACGGGAGCGACAAAGGCAUUCUUAAUCCCCACAAGGGAAUAUUUUGUACUAAUGAGGUUGCUGUCGAGUAUCAUCCAAAAGAGGCGACGGAGACUUACGAGAUGAAGGCAUAUGGAUCCGGGUCAUCAUAG